AUUUCGUUGUUGUACUACAUUCCAUCGGGAGUAAAUUGCACAAUGAACUUGGCUGUCCCUGGUAUGUAAGAUAGACGGCCGACAUGUAUUCAUUGGUUUUGAAAGUGCGUACGCUCUGAGGACCCAACAUCACCUCGGCGAAUAACUUAUAGCAGCCAAAGAUACUCCCUGCAAUCAAGCACGACCGUCACUAAUCGAUAUCGAAAUUCACGAAAGACUGUCAAAUGGGGUUUUAACCGACUUAAGCAACUGUUCGCUAAAAAAACACUCGUCAACAAUUCAAUAUAAAAGAACUUUGCGACGAUAUUUCAAGUUCUCUUUUGAAAGACUACUAAGCGACAAUUGGUUUUCGAAAAUUUUGAAGAGCUGAUAAGAUGAGAGGAAUCUCGCGCUGCAGUAGAAGAAGAUUGCCUUUCAGCAUCACAUUGCAGGAGCAUUGUAAAGGACAACUUACCACAAAGUUCUAAACUUCAUUCGCAAAGAGUGCGAUAACACCUUAUAAACUCUCACCCCACCUCUCACCUCACUACCUCACUACACUCACUAACAACCCUCUCUUUUUGUUUCGAACCCGUCAGCACAGCUUGCUCACUGUGCCUCCUGUAAAACGACUUCGACGAUAUAGUCUAACUUUGCCUGCUCCUAAGCGGCGUUGAACAAGUACCUACCAUAACAAUCAACUUGCAGUACAUUCAUUUUAAGAAAUAUAGGCUUAAGAGGUAAGCAUUUAUAGAGAGCAAAAUAAUGGCUUAAACGCUACUUUCUUGCAGAAUAUAGUCGAGAAGUAAGCAAGGGCGUACUCUACAGUCUACGCCAGUUUUUCUAAAAAAAGUUGCCGUAUAAAAUGUAAAGCCCACUGUCAAAAACUGAUGGGACCAUAUCAGUAUAGACGUAAAGCUCGUUCAACCAUAUAAACCAGAUUUUCGCCAUAGAUCAGAUACUGAAAAAGGCACAUGCGAAACAACUGACGAAACGCUCAAAAAGGUGCUACUUUGGACUGAGUAGACAAUUAAAAAGUUAAGUCCUCUUGCGUCGAAAUAAGACCAAUUUCUAAUGUUGAGAACAUGCGAAGAGUCAGAAAGGUACGAUGGAACGAUGAACUGUAUGAGUUAUACGAUGGCAUUUGCAAAGCUCAACGAAUUAAGAAACAGCGUCUGCGUUACAACACUGAGAGCAUUCGAUGAAGUACUCACUGGUGGAAGCAGAGGAAGAGAAAGACCUGCAAAGAGCAGCUGGAGCUGAAAAAGAAACGACUGAGUACGCUAAUUCGACUAUCAUCGCGUAAGGUUAGUCUCGGCCAAAAAAGAGAAACGACGUAAAAGUCUAAUGUACAGUUGACUACAGCGACUGUGCGUCGUAUCUUCAGCGUUCCAAAAUACAAAAAGAAAACUAAAAAAAAAAUUGAAGCUAAAAUAGACCAAAAAACAAUUAAACGCACUCAAGUGCGAAGUCACCAAACAUCAAAAAAAAAAAAACAUUUUUUAGUCAUAAAUACAAGCGCGCGAAGAAUACAGUUUCAUUGCAACAGUGACAACAAUUAUUUUAUGACAUUACUGCGUGCAACUUUGCGUGGCAAAAGUAAUUUGCUUGAGUAAUUCGAUUCCACAUUUGCAAAGCACCACGAAGAAAUUCAGUCUUUGAUGUGGCUUAGAAGUGAGAAGAACUUGAUUUUUUUGCACCAACAUUUCACUUACAAUAACAACAAUGCGUUAUAAAACAGUUGGCUGCCUGCAAACCCUCUGCCUGGUGCUGCUCGUCCAGGCACAGGAGCCACAACACGAAUACGAAGUGAAAAAUAUGAGAAGGCGCGGUGUAGUGGAGAAUCUCGGUGAGGGUUUGAAGUUUGCAGGCCAAAUGUUUGGCAUCAAUACCGCCGCUGACGUGGCCAAUCUCGUUGCAAUGGCAUUUGCCAAUAAGAAACCGGAUUUUAUGUCAAUUUUCCAGCAAAAACAAACGAACGAGCGUGACGGUGAAUCGGAGGCAACGCAUACAACGGGUGGUAACUCUCAGGAACAACAACAACAACAACAACAACAACAACAACAACAUCAGGAGGAGAAAGGCGAAAGCGAGGAGCAAUCGAACAAGCGCAUCAAACCGUUCGACUUUAGCACUAGCCGCUUUGUCACAGGUGUACUGCGCAUGGUUGGCUUCGAUGCAACCAAAUUGGGCGCACUCGCAAUAAAUGCUUUAGUUAUGAUUGCAGAGGUGAUUGGCAAUGCGUUUACAUCACCAGCACGCGAGCACACGCCGUCACCCACAUUCUUCGAUUAUUUUGCUGACGGUGUGCCGGAUGCGUUACGCGUUGGCGAACGAGAAACACAUCAGCCGCGCGCCUUACGCGAAGGUACACCCAUCGAUUGGUAUCUCGAGAAUCCCGAUGAAGGAAUGCGACGCACUUUGGACGAUGCAUUGGAUUCAGAGCUGGCAGAGCGUAUAACGCAGAUGAUCGCAAAUGUGGAGCAGCAAAGUGGUGGUCAAGGUGGUUGCCUGAAAAUGUUGAUGUGUAAAAGUUCACCAAUUAUUUGGGGCAUGCAACGGUCGGUGAGUGAGCGUGUCGCGGGUAAGGCAACAAAUGCAACGGAGCCGGAGGCACCGUCCAAAGAAGGAAUGCAGCCGAAGAAAAUAUUUUCAUCCGAAGUGUUUUUCGCGCAUUUUCCAACACUUCAAGAAUUUCGUAAACACAGCACCGUCUGUGAUGAGCGUUUUCGCGACGAGUGUAACUUAAAGGAGGAUAUGGACAAGCUGAUGAAGGAUGUGAAAAGCUCAAAGAGGAGCUAAGAUAAAUUAUGUCUAGUUAUAUCUUAGACAAAGAUGUUGUAGUUAAGAUUUCAAACAAAUAUUUUAACAAUUGGACAGUGUAGAAUUUUUUUUAAUUUUUGAAAUUUGGAACUUUCCAUUAAACUGUCUUCACUACUACUCGCUACUGUCUAUUCUUAAGUUAUACUGCAAUAUUAAAUGUAUGAAUUUGUUGCAAAAAAUAUUUACUUU
Molecule: messenger RNA, 2991 nt
Organism: Ceratitis capitata (Mediterranean fruit fly)
Lineage: Eukaryota; Metazoa; Arthropoda; Insecta; Diptera; Tephritidae
Exons: 3
Coding region: 1705-2781 (358 amino acids)
Source: RefSeq, a predicted model, not a curated record